AUGCCUGCGAAGAAAGUCUGCAUCGUUGGAUCUGGGAACUGGGGUUCCGCCAUCGCCAAGAUCAUCGGGCACAAUGUCAAGGCCUCCAACCGCUUCGACCCCGUCGUCAACAUGUGGGUGUACGAGGAGAUGAUAAAUGGGAGGAAGCUCACCGAGAUCAUCAAUACGGAGCACGAAAAUGUGAAAUACCUCGCAGGUCACAAGCUGCCCAAGAAUGUGGUGGCCGUCCCGGACAUCACGGAAGCCGUGAAGGGAGCCAAGAUCCUGGUCUUUGUGAUCCCGCACCAGUUCAUCAGCAAGCUUUGCGACCAAAUGAAGCCUUACAUAACGGAGGGAACCAUCGGGAUAUCUCUCAUCAAAGGCAUCGACGAGGGGCCCAGCGGGCUGAAACUCAUCUCCGACAUCAUCCGCGAGAAGCUGGAGAUCGAGGUCAGCGUCCUGAUGGGGGCCAACAUCGCCAGCGAGGUGGCCGACGAGAAGUUCUGUGAGACCACCAUCGGGGCCAAAAACGAGGCGAACGGCCUGAUAUUCAAAGAGCUGCUGCAGACGCCCAACUUUCGCAUCACGGUCGUGCAGGAGAGUGACGUGGUGGAGCUGUGCGGCGCCCUGAAGAACAUCGUGGCGGUCGGGGCCGGCUUCUGCGACGGGCUGGACUGUGGCGACAACACCAAGGCGGCGGUCAUCCGGCUGGGCCUGAUGGAGAUGGUGGCCUUCACCAAGCUCUUCUGCCAGGGCGCGGUCAGCUCCGUCACCUUCCUGGAGAGCUGCGGCGUGGCCGACCUCAUCACCACCUGCUACGGCGGCCGCAACCGCAAGGUGGCCGAGGCCUUCGUCCGAACGUCCAAGUCCAUCACCGAACUGGAGGCGGAGAUGCUGAACGGCCAGAAGCUCCAGGGCCCGCAGACCUCAGCCGAGGUGUACAGGAUCCUGCAGAAGAAGGACAUGGUCAACAAGUUUCCUUUGUUCGCGGCCGUCUACCUGAUCUGCUUCGAAGGCAAAGGGGUGAAGGAGUUCAUCACCUGUCUGCAGAACCACCCAGAGCACAUGUGA
This is a messenger RNA of Menidia menidia (Atlantic silverside), 1050 nucleotides long. NCBI's taxonomy places the organism in Eukaryota, Metazoa, Chordata, Actinopteri, Atheriniformes, Atherinopsidae. The record is from the annotation of a GenBank genome assembly.